UCUCCAGCGAAUAAUCUACAAAAAGAAAAGAUAAAAUGUGCGGAAUCUUUGCAAUAUUUUCAAAGGAUGGAGAGCCGAUUGGCAGCCAGGUGCUGCAUGGCAAGAAGCACAGUCUGCGGGAGAUGGCCUAUCGGCAGAGCGGAAAACAGCGGCAUCGUGGCCCCGACUCCACUGGCGUCCAUAUAAUCCCAGAGGAUGGCGUGGCAAUGGUUCACGAACGUCUGCGAAUUGUGGGCGUGGAACAUGGCGACCAGCCGUUUGUUUCCAACGAUGGGAACGUGGUGCUGGUGGCCAACGGCGAGAUCUACAACUACCUGGAGCUGACGGCGGCCAUAAAGAAGCAACGUGGCGCCUACGAACCGAAGAGUGACUGCCACGUUAUCCUGGAGCUGUAUCAGGACUAUGGGGAGGAGCUGCUGAAACACAUCAAGGGAAUGUUCGCCUUCGCCCUGUACGACAGGCGCACGAAGCAAGUGCUCGUGGCCAGAGAUCCCUUUGGCAUUAUUCCCAUGUACAUUGGUGAGGAUGAGGCUGGCAAUGUGUGGGUGGCCUCCGAAAUGAAGUGCUUAGUGGAUGCCUGCAUCAAUGUCGAGACCUUCCCCCCGGGCGAGGCCCGCUUUGGACGCGUGGGAGAGAUGCAAACAAUCUGGCGCUUUGAGCAAUCCUGGAUCAAGGAAGUGCCCACCAAGCCGUGCGACCUGGAGCUUCUCCGCUCCAGCCUGGAGUCGGCCGUGCGCACCCAUCUACACUGCGACGUCAACUUUGGGGCUUUGCUGUCGGGCGGUGUGGACUCCAGCCUUAUUGCCGCUAUAGCCACGAAGAUUAUGAAGGAGAAGGACCCCGACUAUCGGCUGAAGACCUUCUCUGUGGGUCUGCGCGAUGCGCCCGACUUUAAGGCGGCCAGUCACGUGGCCAAGUACAUCCAAAGUGACCACAAGGAGCUCGUCUUCGAGAUUCCUGAUGCUCUGGACGGCAUACGCGACAUUAUCUAUCACCUGGAGACCUAUGAUGUGACAACCGUGCGCUGCAGCCUGCCCAUGCUGCUGCUCGCCCGCUACAUCAAGAGCACCGGCAUCAAGAUGAUCCUCUCCGGCGAGGGGGCGGACGAGAUCUUCGGCGGAUACCUGUACUUCCACAAGGCCCCCAACUACGAGCAGUUCCACCAGGAGCUGGUGAAGCGCGUGCAUCAGCUGCAUCACUCCGACUGCCUGCGCGCCAACAAGGUGGCCAUGGCCAAGGGCGUGGAGCUGCGCGUCCCCUUCCUGGAUACGGACUUCGUCAACCAUGUGAUGCAGAUCCGACCAGAGGACAAGAUUCCUGGACAGCUCAACGCGUUCCCCGGUGCCCUAGAACCCUUGAGGCGCAUGGAGAAGUACGUGCUGCGAGCCGCCUUCACCAAAAACUAUCUGCCGGACGAUGUGCUGUGGCGCCAGAAGGAGCAGUUCUCCGAUGGCGUUGGCUACAACUGGAUCGACAGCAUUCGCCGUGUGGCCACCAGUCACGUGAGCGAUGAGGAUUUCGCACAGUCUUCAAAAAGAUUUCCCUUCAAUACGCCCACCACAAAGGAGGCGUUCUACUAUCGCUGCAUCUUCGAGGAGCUGUUUCCGCGCGAUUCGGCAGCCCGCACGGUAAUCAGGUGGGUGCCACGCCUCGACUGGGGCUGCCCGGAGGAUCCCUCGGGUCGCGCACAGGCCGUCCAUAAGUCACUAAAGACUGAUUUAGCUUAAAUAUAAAUUUAAUUAAGUACAAAGUUAGCUUUUUAUUGAAGCACAAUGCAUCGAAGCUAUCCAUGAAUCU
Drosophila subobscura is the source of this 1797-nucleotide messenger RNA. It is a transcript of the gene AsnS, whose product is annotated as probable asparagine synthetase [glutamine-hydrolyzing]. The record is from RefSeq and is a predicted model, not a curated record. Gene Ontology annotation, cellular component: cytosol. Gene Ontology annotation, molecular function: asparagine synthase (glutamine-hydrolyzing) activity. Lineage: Eukaryota; Metazoa; Arthropoda; Insecta; Diptera; Drosophilidae. The transcript has a single exon. Bases 36 to 1727 code for a protein of 563 amino acids.